Molecule: messenger RNA, 604 nt
Organism: Haemorhous mexicanus (house finch)
Lineage: Eukaryota; Metazoa; Chordata; Aves; Passeriformes; Fringillidae
Product: cytochrome c oxidase assembly factor 3 homolog, mitochondrial
Exons: 2
Coding region: 16-366 (116 amino acids)
Biological process (GO): mitochondrial respiratory chain complex IV assembly
Cellular component (GO): mitochondrial inner membrane
Source: RefSeq, a predicted model, not a curated record
GCGCGCUGCCGCCGGAUGUGGCGUCACGUUCCCGCGGGAAGACGGCGGGGGAAGAUGGCGGCGCCGGAGGAGCCGGGUGAGGCGGCGUUCGCGCGGCGCAUCGACCCGGCCCGGGAGCCGGGGCUCAGCCCCGAGCAGCGCCGCCUCAUGGCGCAGGUGGAGUACGCCCAGCGCCAGCGCGCCCUGCAGCGCCGGCUCCGCAGCCGCAACGUGCUGCUGGCCCUCGGCAUCGGCGCGGUGACAUUUGGCAUCUACGGUUACACCUUCUACUCGGUGUCGCAGGAGCGGUUCCUGGAUGAGCUGGAGCAGGAGGCGGAGGCGGCGCGGGCUCGGGCCCGGGCCCGGGCCGAGGGCGCCGCAAGCUGAGUGUGGAGCGCCCGGCCCGUGACUGAGCUGCCGCCCGCGCCAGGCAGGACGGGCCUCGAGGCAGACGCGCCUGAGGGGUUCGGGCCUGCCCCGUGCUCUGCUUUGGCCAGGAGAAGGCCCCGGGGGCUUCCCUCAGGCCGGGCAGAGCCCGCCCCGGGGCCGUGCCCACGGGAGGGACAGGGGCGCCCGGGAGCCAACACUCCCCACAAUAAAUCCUCUCACUGGAGACCGCCUCAGA